AUGGUUUUUAAACAUUUUGGAACAGAGAAUCAACUAAAGUAUGCAAAUAUUAAACUGAAAACACUUCAAUGUAAUUUGAAAGUUAUGGUUGAUAACCGCGUUAUGAUGGUUAACGAUUUGGAAAAACAAAAAAAGAAAUUAAAGGAAUUAGAUGUUGAAAAUUAUAAGUUGAAAAAGUUAAAUUCCGGUUUAGAAAUGCAACUGGAAAGAAAUAAAAGACAAAUUGAAGAUUUGAAAGAAGAAAAUAGUACUUUGUUGAUGGAGCUGAAAGCAUGUAAAAAGGACUUGGAAACUGUGUUAAAAAAUGAAAAACAACAUGAUUCAGUCUUAGUGAAAAAUCAAGUGGAUAAAUUGAUGAAUGAAAAUUUAAAAUAUAAAUCUCAACUUGGAACUUCGGACUAUCAAAUGAAAAUUUUGUACCAAAGCCCCAGAUAA
Helobdella robusta is the source of this 435-nucleotide messenger RNA. RefSeq lists its product as hypothetical. The coding region runs from base 1 to 435 and encodes 144 amino acids. The transcript has 4 exons. The record is from RefSeq and is a predicted model, not a curated record. Lineage: Eukaryota; Metazoa; Annelida; Clitellata; Rhynchobdellida; Glossiphoniidae.